GAUGGCCGCGCCCGGUGGCGCCGUGAGCGACUCAGAGAGUAGUAGCAGCAGCGAUGCGGAGGAGCUGGCGCGGUGUCGUGAGGCGGCAAUGCCGGCCUGGGGCUUGGAGCAGCGUCCGCGGGGAGCAGAGAAACCACGAGGCGGUAGGGGGCUGUGUUCCGGGAGGCUGUCCAUGGAGCAUGCUGCCAAUAACAAGUUGCCAGCCUCCCAGCUGAGCCUCAGGCAUAAAGUGGAUGAGCAUGAACAAGAUGGCAACGAGCUUCAGACCACCCCCGAGUUCCGAGCCCACAUAGCCAAGAAGCUGGGAGCCCUGCUGGACAGCUCCAUCACCAUCUCAGAAGUAGUGAAGGAGCCAAGGACAGCCAAGGAGCACAAGGUGGCCUCGGAGGAUGACGGCUUCCGCCUUUUCUUCACAUCCAUCCCCGGAGGCCCUGAGGAGGAAGCUUCUCCCCGACCCCACCGAAAGCGCCAGCCCUCCAGCUCCAGCAGUGAGGACAGUGACGAGGAGUGGCAGCGGUGCCAGGAGGCAGCCGUGUCAGCCUCUGACGUUCUCCAAGAGUCAGCCAUCCACGUUCCCGUCAAGCUGGAGAAGGAGGCCAAGAAGAGGAAAAGGAAGCUGAGAAAGAAAGCCGACCAGGGGGCAGGCACUGGUUCAGCCACAGCCGCCAGCCCCGCCCGCGGGACCACAGUCCAGACCCAGGAAAAGACACAGGCCAGCGGGGACCAAGUAUCACCGGGGACCAAAAAGAAGAAAAGGAAGAAAAAGGCAAAGAAACCCAGCAAGGUGUCGCCAUUUCCAGCAGCAGAGAGUGAGGCCCCCAUGCCUGCAAACUGACCCAGUCUGUGGGCACCGCACGCCCACGCUCCAAGGACGAGUCACCCACGGGCGGCACCACGCCAAGUUGAAGCAUUUGGCAAAGCCAGACUCCGCCCACAAGACCUGACAAUGCCUGGGCUUGCCCAAGAGUCUGGGCAGAGACGUGGCUGUAGGGUGAGAAGCCUCAGCAAGGCCUGCCCCUCUGUUUCCACUGAGGGUGGGGGUGGCCCUGUGCUUCUAGAGUAUUCUAUGGCCUCAGGGAAUUGUCCACCUCUUCAAGACUAGUGGUCCAGUGGUAAGUUUCCAUCUCCCAUUACUCUCUGAGGUGGGCAAGAUCUUUCUCCCUCCCCCACUUCUUCAGCUUGGUGUGGAAAAGUCUUUAGAAAAUGAGGGACGAGGCCCCCAAGAUGCCAAGUCCCAGGGAACCUUUUGCCCUCCCUCUACCCCACAUCAGUUUUCCAGAACAUUGGGAAAAGAGGAAGAUUCCACCCCGCUGCCCAGUUCUCCAGAACUUUCUUUCUCCACAUUUGUGAAUUUAUCAAACACAAUGAUGUCUCUGAGCCAACUAACUUACAAAAAAACAAAUUGUCAGUGGGCUGGGGAUGUGCAUCCCAGCACCCAUGAGCCUAGUUUCAUGCAGCAGGGGUUCUGCGAGGAGUAGACGCUCAAGAUGAAGGUGCGAUUCUGGCUUCGUCCUCUUGUGAGCAUGCGCACUGCAGCCUGUCUCCACGCCCAGGCCCCCAGCCUGCCUCGGCCUUGGGUGACUCAUUGACAAGCAAGAGGUUUCCACAUGUUUCUUAGUGACUUUACUAAAAGUUAAAUAAACGUACAGGCUCCCCCACAGCUGGCUACAAGCCGCAGAGGUGCUGGUUCUCCCAAGGCCCAGGUUCUCCACCGCAGGCCCAGGAGGUAAGGUCACGUGCGCCCUGGGUUGGCAGCUGCUCUGCCCUUCCCAGGGGUGCUCAGGACCUCAGACUCCUCAGGGUGGCUGCCAGCUGCCUAGACCCCAGUUCGCAGCCAGCUGGGCUCCCAAGCAUCAGUCCAUCCAUGCAGGUGGCCCCUCAUCUUGCCACGCUUCUCCCUCUGGACCUCCGCUCUGCCCGCUGCUCAGGCCUUGCUGCCUUCUGAGGUUGGUAACCACCCACCUCCAAAAAAAGAAGGGUCUGCAGGGCCCCAGGGCCAGAGGAGCUGCUGCCCUGGGACCUGGACUUGACACAGCUGGUCACAGGAGCAAGGACGACCUCUUCGUCCCGAAGUGGUCUGUCUGGUAGUGGCAGGAUGCUAGCUGGCUUCAGAAGGCCUGAGGUCAGGAACACAUGUCCAGGAAAAUGAGGGGUCCUGGAGGCCGUGGAGAGGGGGUGGCUCUGGACAAGGGAGGCAGGAGAGCCCUGCGUGCCUUCCCCAUUGCUUGAGCUGCCCAGGGCUUGGGCACGGAGCCCCAGGCCUGGGAGAAAGCAGCCACUGGGACGUGCCUGGUGCGUGGGGACGGGUGCGUAUGGGUGGACUUGUGGCUCACUCACUGGAAGGAGCUGCGCAGGGCCAAGCAGCCCGUGGAUGCAGAGGUGACCAUGCGGCCAUGCUGAUCUAGGGCCUCACAGGGCUCAGCGAGUCACAGCCGCUGGGCUUGUGCCGAGAGAAGCGUGCCUCCAGGGCUAUCCUCAGGCCCGAGCUGGGGCACCAGGGUCAAAGGCUGCCCCUUUCUCUUCCAAAUAACAGCAGGUCGUCCAGCAGCUCAGGUAGUCCCUCCAGGAUCCUCCAGGAACAACUCUGCUUCCCAGCGCUCCACAGUCCCCUCUUGGGCAAGUGACACCCUCCUCAGUUGAGGCAGCUUUCGGAGGCUGCAGAGUGGGAGGUGGGAACGAGUCGGGUUUUCCAGGAAAGGCAGCUGUCCUGUGGGGCGCCAGCUGGGCAGGCUCAGAAGCCCUCCAGGUGGUGGCGACUGCUGCCUUGUCACCCCCAGGCAGGCAGUGCAGGCUCCAGGGCCCAGCCCCUGGUAGGUUGCCGAGGUUACUGGGAGGAGGAGGCCAUCUGCGUGGAGAUGAAGGUCUCAAUGACGCCGUGGUUGGAUGGCAGCAGGUGGCUGUGGCCGCUGGCGGAGUCGGAGCUCUGGUACAGCACCAGGCUGCUGGAGGACACUGCAGGGGCAAAGGAGGCUGCUGGCUGCCGGCCACACCCCCUCGGGCCCACUACCUGCCCCUCCCUAAGGGCAGGAGAGGCAGGGCCUCACCUGAAUCAGCAGGUUCCAGGAACCCCAAAGGCAGGCCUCUACCUGAGGCCACCCAAAACGUGGUUCCCACACUAGUGGGAACACUACAGAAGUCCAGGCAAGGUGACAUGGUAGUUGUAUGUCAGCUCAGCUAAGCUGAAUCAAAUACUAAUUUUGUUUCUGGGAAGGUAUUUUGUGGAUGUGGUUAACAUCUACAGUCACUUGGCUGUAAGUAAAGGAGGUUCCCCUUGAUAGUGUGGGUGGGCCUCAGCUAAUCAGUCGAAACCUGAAGAGCAAAGCCAAAGUUUCCCAGAGAAGGAAUUGCUGUGCCUCAAGACUGCAGAAUUGGCUCCUGUCCAGGUGGCCAGCCCGCAGAUGACAGGCUUGCCAGCCCCCCAGUUACAUGAGCCAGUUCCUUACAGUAAACCUCCCUGCGUGGAGUGCACUUCCAACUGGGCCUGUGUCUCUGGAGAACCCUGACGAAUGGAUGGGGGUAAGAGAAUGGGCUUUGGGGUUGGACCUGGGUUCAUGUCCUGGCUCUGCCACCCAGUAGAUGAGACAGGUCCGUCACCUCGAGUGUCCACUUCCUCAUCUGUAAAAUGAGGAUAAGGCACAUGCCUCAUGGGGUAGAGCCAGAGCUGGAACGCAGAGGGCCCGUGGUCAUGCUGCAGCCCUCGGGGCUGGGGGACCUGGGGCCUCCCGAGGGACGGCAGUUGCCUGAACUCAGAGGUCCUGGUGGCCACCCCAGGCCUCAGCACCCAGCAGCCCAACUCCUAGGCCUGCUCUUAGCCCCGGUUGCACACUGGGGACCUCUAGGGUCGCCAGGGCAUGACCAGGAGAGGGUGGAGUGAGUGGCCAGACACACCACUGGGGUGUAGGAACGUGAGUCUUUCCAAUCCCUCAAAAGAAGCCAGAAAGCCAGAUUCCUCUGUGAAAGCUCUAGAUUUUUAAAUGUUGCCCAUUGAUUCGAAGAACAUUAAACGCUGAGCCCAACUCCUCCCGUCUGAGUGGCUUCUGCUCCACAGCAAGCCCAGCUCAGGCUCACACCCUCUGCUGCCAUUCGGAGCCAUCUCGGCCUUAACUGAGUCCAUCCUAGCCAGGGUGUGGGGACGCCUCCCUGUGGCUGUGCCCACACUUGGUGCCCUCACUACAGAGGCCAGGUUUGGGGCCCGCCCCACCUGCCUCUGCCCAGCACACACCGCCCCAUCCCGCCCGACUCGGGGACAGCGAGCAGGGGGCAUGACAAGCGCCACUCACCUGUGGGACUGGCGCUGAGCCUGUGGGCAGGCUGCAGGUGCUGGAUGCUGGCAGGGUCCUGGCUGGGGAUGUGGAUGGUGGUGGCCGGAGAGGCCGGUGCGUGAAGCCCAGACUCACUGGAGGCGUCGGUGUCCGAGGCGAAGACCUGGGGGACCAGAACAGCCCCCUGAGCCCUGGUGCAUGGAGCAAGAGGCUCGGGGACGGGGCCAGGAGGGGGCCGGACAGGCCAGCGCCUUACCUGCUUGGUGGGCGUGAGGCUGGCAAGGGCGCUCAGGUUGGUGGUGUCGGUGAUGAGCAUGGUCUGCGGGAGCAGGCCUGUGUGGGUGUACUGGGCCACCUCGGGCUUGUGGCUGUAGAGAGCUGGCGGGGACACAGGGGGCGAGAGGAUGGACACGGCUCCCUGGAGCUCCCCUGGAGGCCUCAACAGUGCUCUGGGGGGUCACAAGGCUGCUGAAUGGCCUGGCUCCAGAUAGAGGGUUGGCCCUCCCUCAGGGACCUGCUCAGCUGGAAUUGAUGGAGCGGAACCUGGGAAGGCCAGGGGCCAAUUCCUGGAGACCACGGGCUCGAAAAGGAAUGGACAGUGCAGGUGCAGUUGGACUCGGCACAAGCACCACAGUACUAAGCGCAGGUGCUGUUGCACGAGCACAGGCCUCAGAAGAGAAGGCAGGUGGCCCCCGUCCAGGUGAGCAGGGCAGAGGACAGUCAUGCACCUCUCCAACGCGUAAGCCAGUGUUUCCCGUCAGCACCUCCAGGAGGCACAGACACUCAGUGCCUGGAUGAAGCCCAGCGUCACACACACAGGCACACUUUGGACACAGACAUGCUCAGGUCUACGACACUUAUUCCAACCACAAGUUCCAGAGGUUUCCAUAGUUGGCCCCAGGGCCCAAUUGGUGGUAAACCCCGACCCCCCGACACAAAACCCAGCCACGAGCCACGUGAAUCUCUAACCUGCUUCAUGAAACUGCUGCAGAAACAAACCCCUUGGGUGGCAGAGCAGCCCCAACCCCGUGGGCACAGUGUGUGACACGUGGCAUUUCCACCCAGCUACCCUUCUGAAAUAGGAAACAGUGAACUCUGAAGGACCCCUCAGAGCAGGGCUGCGGCCUGGGCCCCCACGCGGGGACACUAGGAACACUCAGAAGCACACUGCAGCACAGCGUCCCCGCGCCCGCCACACACAGCUGUGCGCGUUCACACACGGAGACGCACUGUGACCCGCAGACACCGUCACAGCACCUGCCAAGUCGCCCAUGUCCCCUGCUCCCAGCCCAGGGCAAGAGCUCUCACCGUGAGGACCCUGCAGCUGGGCCAUGGUGGCCAUGAAGGGACUCUGGGCCACGUGGCUCUGCACAGGCGACAUGAGAGGCUGCUGGUAGGAAGGAUGCAGUGGCUGCGAGAACUGGACCGGCUGCAGGGUGGUCAGGCUGCUGCCCAUGCUGUUGAUGACCGGCACACUCUGCGCCUGGGUGGAGG
Messenger RNA from Sciurus carolinensis (gray squirrel), 5756 nucleotides. RefSeq names its product chromosome 8 C12orf43 homolog (gene C8H12orf43). NCBI's taxonomy places the organism in Eukaryota, Metazoa, Chordata, Mammalia, Rodentia, Sciuridae. The transcript has 6 exons. Gene Ontology annotation, biological process: Spemann organizer formation; Wnt signaling pathway; negative regulation of Wnt signaling pathway. Bases 2 to 835 code for a protein of 277 amino acids. The record is from RefSeq and is a predicted model, not a curated record.